GCAAAGCUGCCUAUUUUGGCCGCAUAGAUCGCAUAGACGCAAAAGGACUGCCAUCCGGGGGCGCAGCGCAGCACUCAUGGCUCAGCCACUCAUCCUCCGCGUGAAACGCGCGCGCGAGGAGGACGCCACCCCCGAAACGCUGGUCGUCGCGGCGCCGCCGUCGAAACGGAGGACGCUGGACCAAUCGCUGGCGGCCCUGUCCACGGAGCAACCGCAGAACGUGCUCCACCGCUUCCGUAAAUUGGAAAAUGCGCCGGUCAGCGGCUACGCCGAGGCGGCCGCGCGGAAGCUCGCGUUGCAAGCGCUGAAGGAUCGGAAGAAGCGGCGGAGAGCUAGUGAAGACGCGAAACCCCAGGAAACGAAACGAGCGGCUCUGCGGGCCGUCGACGCGAACGGCUGUCUGGACCUCGUUCUCGACGACGCGGAGCCGAAGCUGCCGCCGCCGCCGCCGCCGCCGUCGCCGACGAAAAGAAAUGCGGUGCUGUCGCCCAUGGCCCGUCGACUAGACGAGGCGAUCGUGUCUGCGUGCCGAGUCCCGUACCAGCCCGGCGCGCUCGAGGCGAUGAUCAACCUGGUCGCGGAAAACGCGCACGGCUCCGGCGCGAAUUUUAUGAGGCCGGCCGACGGCGCGACGCCGCUGCACGCGGCGGCCUUCGUCGGCGACGCCCAGGCCUGCCGCGCGUUGCUGUCGCUGGGCGCGGACCCGGCGCUCGCCGACGCGCACGGCCUGACGCCCUACGCGCUUGCAAAAAAGCGGUCCGGGGAGAACUGCGCUUCCCUGCUAGAGGACGCGCUGCAGAACCGCGACGCGGCCUACGACUACUACUACCUGGACGCGGUCAAGCGCGGCGAUUCCACAGAAGCGGGCAUCGCGCUCGAGAAGGCCGUCGCCGACGCGCUCGGGCAGGGCGCGGCCGUGGUCCCGGCCUGCGGCGAGACCUGGACGGAGUGCGACGGCUACGUUUUGGACGACGGGGCGGCGUCCUCCGACGGCGAGCCGGACUACGACAGCAACGCCGAGGACGCGCCGGCGAACGACUACCCGGACGAGGACGAGGACCCCUGGUGUCGCGAGGACGACGAGGUUUUCGACGACUCGGAGGACGAGGGCGCGCCGCGCUUCGAGGCCGUCCAGCCUGCGUGGGCCGAGGACCACCCGGAUUGUUUGGCUACGCCGUGUGAGGUCGCACAAUAUUAAGUUUGAUCGUUAGUCGC
Pelagomonas calceolata is the source of this 1215-nucleotide messenger RNA. The record is from the annotation of a GenBank genome assembly. Lineage: Eukaryota; Pelagophyceae; Pelagomonadales; Pelagomonadaceae.